AUCUCUAGGAAAAAGGACUAUAUGAAAAGUCAACAUUUGUCAAAUGCUGUCAUGAAACAGUUAGCUUUUCAAAGUGAUGUAGCAAGAACCGAAGAGGAGCGAGCUAAAACUACAGGAUCCUUUCAGGGCCGAGAUCUUUUUGAUAGGGUUUUGCCACUGGACCAAAUACAAGACUCACCUGUUGAUUUUUGUUUACAAUCAUGGAUGAAUAAUAAGGAACACAAGAUUGUUGUGCCCGAUACUGGAAAACAUUUUGAAGACAAGACUCCAAACAGUGACUUAAGCCAUGCUAGCUUAUUAGAAAAUGAGAAACUUAUGUCAUUGACAAGCUUGGAAGAUUCUUCUGAUGAUGAUAUUGAUGAUGAAAUGUUUUAUGAUGAUCAUUUGGAGGCUUAUUUUGAACAGCUGGCAAUUCCAGGAAUGAUAUAUGAAGACCUAGGAGGACAGGAACCUCCAGAAAAAGAUUUUAAGUUACCUACAAGUGAUUCUAGUCAGGCAAAUGAAAACAGCCUAAACCGUAGAUUUCAGUCAGAAAAUAACAGCUCUCUGAUUUCCCAUGGUUCACACUCCUCAGGAAAUUCUGAAAUGACUCACGGUGAGUCCGAGGAAGACCAUAUAAUUUGUCCACCUGGGACCCGUAAUUCCAUAGGUGCUGGAAAUAGUAGAAGGCAUGUAGAUUGUGUGUUACCAUUUUCCUCUAGUACUUGUAGAAUUGAGAAAGGAAGGGCAGAAAGUUUGAAGGCUAUUGUUCCAGAUCAUAGCAGAGCAAAUGAAAACAGCCUAAACCGUAGAUUUCAGUCAGAAAAUAACAGCUCUCUGAUUUCCCAUGGUUCACACUCCUCAGGAAAUUCUGAAAUGACUCACGGUGAGUCCGAGGAAGACCAUAUAAUUUGUCCACCUGGGACCCGUAAUUCCAUAGGUGCUGGAAAUAGUAGAAGGCAUGUAGAUUGUGUGUUACCAUUUUCCUCUAGUACUUGUAGAAUUGAGAAAGGAAGGGCAGAAAGUUUGAAGGCUAUUGUUCCAGAUCAUAGCAGAGAAAGUGCAAGAGAAGAUGUUCUGGUGAAGACUGUCAGGGUUACUAAUGUGAAACUUAACCCUGUUUAUUUUCAUGACACAAAUGCUGAUAAAGGUGGUUUUCUCCUGACUGACUCCAUAAAACAGGGGCCAGAGUCUUCUCAUCAAAAUAAGCAUUCGGCACCAGGUUCAGAAACAGUUUUGCACGUGGAUGGAUGCUUAGGCACUGAGACUUCUACAGUGCAUGUUCAAAAAAAUGUGGACAUAGCAUCUUUGAAGCCUGUUAGUGACAAUGUAAUUAAUUCCACUGCUACUCUUUCAUCACCAACUUGUGAAGGGCAAACCUGUGAAUAUUAUGAGUCCAUUGAAAAGAGUAAAGACCACAUGGAUCUCCCACAGAGUGUGGUCUAUCAAAAUGAAGAGGGCAGUUGGGUUACUGACCUUGCCUAUUAUACAUUCCUUAAUAAUGAACAAGAUUUAAAUAUGUCUCUAAAUGAUGAGAUGAAUGAAUACUUCAGAUCUGGUUCUGAAGCAUUGGAUUUGAUUGCGCAAGAUGAAGAAGAAUUUAAUAAAGAGCAUCAAUUUAUACAGGUUUGUAAUUAUUUGCUUUAA
This is a messenger RNA of Galeopterus variegatus (Sunda flying lemur), 1626 nucleotides long. RefSeq lists its product as uncharacterized. Gene Ontology annotation, molecular function: protein kinase binding. The record is from RefSeq and is a predicted model, not a curated record. NCBI's taxonomy places the organism in Eukaryota, Metazoa, Chordata, Mammalia, Dermoptera, Cynocephalidae. Gene Ontology annotation, cellular component: cytoplasm; pericentriolar material; centriole. Bases 22 to 1626 code for a protein of 534 amino acids. The transcript is spliced from 11 exons. Gene Ontology annotation, biological process: protein localization to centrosome; centrosome-templated microtubule nucleation; mitotic spindle assembly.